GUUAAGGGUCUUUCUUCCUGAGAAAGCGUGGCUCAAGGUCUACAUAUGUUACCUAUGUCUUUGCUUUCGGCUGGAAGCAGAUAGAUUAUUAUACCUCUCUUUAUCUCCAAAGCCAGAAAUGUGGCCGGCAGUUACAAUUGGCCAGUCUCAAACCAACGGUUUAUAACCUUUUACUCCCAAAGCAUCCCCAGGUCUCUUUUACUAGGUUUCGGCCUCCUGCGCCAUUUUCCCGAGCUUUCAACUUUUUGCCUUACAAAACCGUCCUGUUUCGUUCCAACUCUUCGCGGGAUAUGCUGCUUCCCGCCAUGGUCUACAUUUCAGAGAAAGGAGUUGUCUGGUCAGUAGCCCCUUCCUGUCUCUUGAUGAUCCUUAUAAUAUUGUAUCUCCCUACACUUUCCCUCUCCAUUGUGCAAACUCUCCUCUCCUCUUCACACCCUCUUCAGGAUCCGGUAAACCAGACGAUGGGCAACACGGCGGAUUUUAUCCGCGAGCUUUUGACUUCCGCGAGGUAUUCUGAUCUCACCCUGACGUGUCGAGGAACACAAUUUAAAGUUCACCGUGCGAUCGUCUGUAUGAGAUCUCCCGUUCUUGCCGCGGCUGUGGAUGGCAGAUUCAAGGAAGCAGCAACAGGAGAAAUUGAUCUUUCUGCCGACGAGCUUGAUGUUGUGGAAGCCAUGGUUCAAUACCUGUAUCACGGGAACUACUGGGACUACCGUUCGUCAAACGCCGACAUCGAAAAUCAGCAAACGGAUACAGAAGAAAAAGAUACACCAGAUCCACAGUCAUUUCUCGGCCUCCCCAGAACUCCCGAUAGCGGUCAAGGAGGCGCACUUCUCUUCAACACAAAGGUCUACAUAAUUGCAGACAAAUACGGCAUCCCGGAAUUGAAGAAACUGGCAACGGUGAAGUGCCAGGAUAUUCUUAGCAAGGAACUGGUUUAUGACAUAUUCACCAAAUCAGCAGAAAUAUUGUGGGAUAAUACCGUCGAGUCCGACAAUCUUCUUCGAGACGAGAUAUUGGAGGUAGCUGUGCGUAAUAUCUCUGGAUUACUCCAGGAUCAUAGCUUUAGGGGUUUUCUAGCGACUCAUAAUGACUUCUGCUUAAAGGCCCUGGAUGUAUUAACUAAAUACCAAAGGCCACUCGUAACGCGCGGACGUGCAAAAUGACAGUCGGACGAACGCAUGGGAUUUAAGGCUUUGUGAUAGUGAAAGCUUUUGGGUCUAUUUAACAUACCGCUAAGAAGCUAGACACCCAUUAAAUAAAGGAAUAUAGACU
This is a messenger RNA of Amorphotheca resinae ATCC 22711, 1275 nucleotides long. RefSeq lists its product as hypothetical. The coding region runs from base 291 to 1166 and encodes 291 amino acids. The transcript has 2 exons. NCBI's taxonomy places the organism in Eukaryota, Fungi, Ascomycota, Leotiomycetes, Helotiales, Amorphothecaceae. Gene Ontology annotation, molecular function: protein binding. The record is from RefSeq and is a predicted model, not a curated record.